Messenger RNA from Cucurbitaria berberidis CBS 394.84, 1046 nucleotides. RefSeq lists its product as uncharacterized. Lineage: Eukaryota; Fungi; Ascomycota; Dothideomycetes; Pleosporales; Cucurbitariaceae. The transcript has a single exon. The record is from RefSeq and is a predicted model, not a curated record. The coding region runs from base 1 to 879 and encodes 292 amino acids.
AUGCUGAAGGGAGAGACUGAAUUCCACACAAACAUGACCAUUGAGGCCGCUCAAUGCACUUUGGACUGGUGCAUCAACAGCUACGAGGCUUCGGUCACAAAUGGUCGACUAUCGGAACGUGUUCUGAGAUCGUGGCAACCUCUAAAGGAGCAAUGGGUAUUCACCGAGGGUGAAUUGAUGGCCGCUGUGGACUCGACCGCCCCAAGGUUACCCGGAGCAAAUGACACAUCAAAUUACACUAUCUCGAUACCAGCCGAAACCAGUUUGGGUAAUUGGUUAGCGGGAAAAUUUACCUUUAGUGACAGUUAUGCAGUAACUGUGGGGGAUAGGGGCGAGUUUUAUUGGAUGCCAGAUGUCUCAAAUGACCCUUCCAAUUACCUGGAAGUAGAUGGUGGCUUCGGAUUUCUUCACGCAACAUCCGAUACCCUUCCCUUAUUCCGAACAGGAAACACAUCGGAGAUUAUAUCCAAACUAGCCAAAGCUAUCACAUCAUACAUCAGGUCCCUCAAUGAGACGGAAAAAACUUUUGAGCGUUACUUGGAAUACAACGUAACCGGUGUGGGACCUGUGAUUGGGAUAACGUAUGCUUCGCAUAUCUACAUCUCUGUGCAAUGGCCAUGGCUCGCUUUCUCAGGCUCUCUAUUGGUAUUGACAAUCAUUUUCUUUGGACUCGUCGCCGCUCAGUCAGCGAAGGACAGCGUUACUAUUUGGAAAUCUUCUCCACUCGCACUUCUCUUCCACGGGCUGAAUCCAGGGACAUUAGGAAGACUGCAAGAUACGAUGGAAGUAGAAGAUAUGAAAAUUAGAGCGAAGGAGAUGAGAGUGCGACUUCGUCAUGAGGAGUCAGGUGCGGGACUUGAAUGUGUAAACAGUGCGUAGACGUACACCAGUUUCAUCGUUUCUUAGGCUUUACCUCCAGAGUUUACAGCUUUAAACCUUAUAUGUAGUAAUUACAAGCUUAUUUGUUACUUUUUCUAAGUAUUUGUAAAACUAGAUAUUAAGAAACCAAUGAAACUUUACUUAAGGUAGGUAUAGAUAGAGAAGUA